This is a messenger RNA of Neltuma alba, 841 nucleotides long. Its product is annotated as protein CHLORORESPIRATORY REDUCTION 7, chloroplastic. The transcript is spliced from 3 exons. The record is from RefSeq and is a predicted model, not a curated record. Gene Ontology annotation, cellular component: chloroplast stroma. NCBI's taxonomy places the organism in Eukaryota, Viridiplantae, Streptophyta, Magnoliopsida, Fabales, Fabaceae. The coding region runs from base 152 to 610 and encodes 152 amino acids.
CCCAAGGAUGCGAGGGGUUAUCUGAUUAUCUUCACUUGUCCUGAGUUUGUGAUGUUUGUUGAUACAGAGAGGAGCGUAGAAGGCUAGGCGAAUGAGAAUUGGUGAGACUGUAUUGCAGAAAUAUGAAUAAGGGCUAAGCAAAAGAAUAGCAAUGGAUGGGAUUUUGAAUAUUCAGCUCUUCAAUUCUGGAGUUCACUGCCUCUGCUCUAGAGAAGGAGAGAUUACUGGGAGUCCAAUACUUCACACGUCAUCUCCAAGCCAAAUCCAAUGUCUUAGUUCUUCAAUCCAUCAGAGAUUGCCUCCGGUGGCAAGUGGCUGCAGAAGCACAGUGAAGGUUCACGCUAUGAGGAGAAGGAGAAGGGCAAAUGAGAGGACUGGAACUUAUGUACUGCUAGAACCAGGUGAGGAAGAGAGGUUUGUGAGUGAGGAAGAAUUGAAGUCUACCUUGAAAAAUUGGCUAGAGAACUGGCCCAGUAAGACCCUUCCUCCUGAUCUUGCGAGAUUUGACACCAUUGAUGAAGCUGUUUCCUUCCUCGUAAGGACUGUCUGUGAACUGCAAAUUGAUGGAGAUGUUGGCUCAAUCCAGUGGUACGAAGUCCGCUUAGAGUAAGGAAACCUGUUUUUGAACCAAAGACUGCGCUUUAUUUGACACAUCAGAUAUCUGCACUUUUAUGCUUCAAUUGACAAAACUAUAAUGGAUAUCUCCAUCGGGCUCAGUGUGUUAUAUAUUUAUCUCGAGUCAGUCACUCUUAGGGUUAAGUAAAUAUCAAAAUCCCCAAUCCCUAAUUAUGUACAACUUGCCUAGUUCCAAUUAUUAACAUAUUCAUAUUACAACAAGAAA